ACCCGACCCGAUCAAUGUCUCGAGAGGAGCUUUGGGCAGCGCCUACGCUCGCCGCUCUUGACCGUGUCCGGAGCCGCGGCAGCUCCACGCUGCAGGCGCCUGCGCCGCUGGACAACGGCGUGCGCUUUUUCCUGGGCGAGUCAGACGAACAGGAGGUGCUGGGCGUGCUGCGCGAGCGGUUCCGGCAAGAGCAGCGCGUCACGUCGGACGACGUCCGGUUUGUGGUGCGCGCCGUAGCAAGCCGCGGCGGCGCCGUGAACAUCCCACCCGACUUCCCACCCUCGCUCUGGAUUCUCGAGUUUAAGCGUGUGCACGGCUUCUUGCAGCUUGGUGGAGGCUUCGCGCUCGGGCUUCCUGACCACCUGACGGCUGGGCGGCGCAUCCGCAGCGGCGGUAUUGCGCGAGUACCAGCGAGCAGUGUGAGCAGCGGAGGGAGUAGCGACGACGAGAGAGACCACAGGGGCCACUACGUCGCCUCACGUGAGCCCAGUGCAAGUGCGCGGCCCAGUGCGCGACUGGCGUACGAUAAUGGCUCACCGGUGCACCGCACUCAUCAUCAACAACAACGGCAGCAACAGCAGCGCCGCUCCAUGAUCGUGAACGACCACCGCGCGGCCACUCAAUGGCAACAGCGUGAUCGGCCAGAUGACGUGGAAGAGCUCAGCUCCAACGACAGCAGCGGCAGCGAAAACGGUGCCACAACCGGCAGCUCGAGUGGCACUGGCAGUGCAGACUUGACGCCUCCUUCUGUCGCCACGAGCCAGAACAGCUGUGAAGUCAACGCGCCGACGUCGAGCGAGAAGCGCGGCUACAAGCUGAGCCACACAGUGCCAGCCGAGACGUGGGAGAAAGCCAUCGCCGCUGUCGAACAGCAAGGCAUGAGUCUGCGCGCCGCCGCCAAGAUCUACGGCGUGCACUUCGCAGCUCUCCACCGGCGCGUGAAGAAGCGUGCCCAAGGAGGGGAAUCAAAUAAAGGCAACAAUAGCUACUUCCACCCAAGCGAUGAGGCUGGGAUCACGCGCGUCGUGGUCGCUUACGCGGAGCUCGGCGUGCUCAUGACGUUCGACGAGCUCAUGAAGCUCGUGGAGGCAGCUGCGUUACGCAAGCUCCCCGACAUCUCAGUGGAGAAUGCACGCAGGCUUUUGGUGCGCUUCCAGUCACGCAACGAGCAGUCGAUACGACACAUUAUCGAGGACUGGCCGCCACCAGUGCCCGCAGUCUCGUCGGGCGGAUCUACUGCAAGUCACUACUACUUGGAGCAUCCGGGAUACGCCUACGGGUCCAAAGUACCUUCAGCAUCCAUGCAGCGCGCGUUGGCAGGGCACGUACCAGGAACUGCGGUGGCUGCCGCGCCGCAGCAGGUCUUGCCGCCGCAUCGGCUCGGUUUCGCUCACUCUUCUCCUAUCAACGGCACCAGUCGCCCCGUGCUGCCAAGUAUGAGCGUCCGCAAAAACUCACCACCACUUUCUGACAGCACCGUGACGUCUUCAUUGCUGUUACCCCCUCAGCUACCGCAGCGUGAACCUCACAGUCAGGAGUCGAGUCGCUCUCGCCCCGUGAUGUUUGUGUAA
This is a messenger RNA of Phytophthora infestans T30-4, 1571 nucleotides long. RefSeq lists its product as uncharacterized. Gene Ontology annotation, molecular function: DNA binding. The record is from RefSeq and is a predicted model, not a curated record. Lineage: Eukaryota; Oomycota; Peronosporomycetes; Peronosporales; Peronosporaceae. Bases 15 to 1571 code for a protein of 518 amino acids. The transcript has a single exon.